AUACAACAAGAGAGUGGAAAAAAACCAGACAUGGCUUUGACGAGUAGGGUAGUACAAUAGCACCUAAUUUGCUCUUGAAAAAUACUAAAAUAGUAGUCAAUAUUGAUAAAAGUGAGAAUGCUACGCAUUGUUCCUUGGUCGAGCCGCGACGAAUGGCUAACUACAUACAAUGAUCUCUACAAUUUUGAGAACAUUGAUCAACAAAUUGAAGGAUUGAAUCGUGUAGAAGCUUGGAAAAGUCGGAGUGGAAGCAAACUACCUUUGGCUGUCGAAUCGACAGCUAGUCUUAUUGCAGCUGGAGUUGAGGAUGUCAGGUCUGUUGUUAAUGCAAAUGUCAUUCGUCAUACCAUGGCAAUGGCUCUAGUGCGGUUUGUUAGUGGGAUUGUCGAUAUGGAGCAAAAGCAUGCUUAUGCAAGGUCUAUGCAGUCAAUAGCUGAUGAUAUCGGACUUCCUGAUUGGUUGGUUGACUUAAGGCAUGAAGCAAUCCAUGCAAGUUUGCCUUCUAUGCAGGUGGUAAGGGCCGGAUGUAGGUUUGCCUUGGAGUGGCUAAAAGAGCAUUACUGGGAUUCACAGAUAAAAGAAUUUGCAGAUAGGGAUAAAGCAUUGACCCUUUUGCUUCAAGAUUAUGCAAAAUGCUUUGAUGAUGCGAAGAAAAAGAAAAACUUUGGAAUAAAAUCCAAAAUGAAAAUAAUCAUUCAUGAAAUUCAAGACCUUGUGAGCAAAUUUAACAUGUGGCAAAGAUUUGUUGACCUAUCAUUUGGGGAAAAAUGGUUGCUUCUACCCUCAUAUGACAUCUUAAGAGAGAGAUUUCCUUUAAAAACCAUUUGAAUUGCCAAAAGAAACAGCAACGUUCUUGUCUCCACUUUUCAAAAGCUUGCAAUUGGCAAACAGUCAUUUUAUAACAAUGCUUGUUAGGUUUUUUAAAACAAAUGGGAACAUGUGAAGAAAGUUCCAAAAGUGAUGAAAAACUUUGUUUGUACACCAGCAUUAUAAUUUUCAUUCUUAAACAAUGUAAUGGUAAAAAUAAUCUUUUCAUAAACAAAAGAUAUUUCAUCAG
Messenger RNA from Xenia sp. Carnegie-2017, 1057 nucleotides. Its product is annotated as ribosomal biogenesis protein LAS1L-like. Lineage: Eukaryota; Metazoa; Cnidaria; Anthozoa; Malacalcyonacea; Xeniidae. Gene Ontology annotation, biological process: maturation of 5.8S rRNA; maturation of LSU-rRNA. The record is from RefSeq and is a predicted model, not a curated record. The transcript has 2 exons. Gene Ontology annotation, cellular component: preribosome, large subunit precursor; Las1 complex. Gene Ontology annotation, molecular function: endonuclease activity. Bases 118 to 828 code for a protein of 236 amino acids.